Lolium perenne is the source of this 1983-nucleotide messenger RNA. Its product is annotated as GTPase LSG1-1. Gene Ontology annotation, cellular component: cytosol. NCBI's taxonomy places the organism in Eukaryota, Viridiplantae, Streptophyta, Magnoliopsida, Poales, Poaceae. The record is from RefSeq and is a predicted model, not a curated record. Gene Ontology annotation, molecular function: GTPase activity; GTP binding.
UCUGGUGUAACCUUGCCUUUGCGUGGAGAUGGGAGGCGGCGGCGGCGGCAAGAAGGACCGCGGCGAGGGGCUGGGGCGCGCGCUGCUCCGGCAGCGCAACAAGCAGGCCGCGGCGGCCAAGGCGAGGGGCCAGCAGCUCGUCAUCUCCCGCCGCGCGCAGCAGGGCCUGCCGCUCGAGUCCGUCAUCGAGGUCAGCGACAUCGACGCCGUCCUGCAGCGGGCGGCCGAGGAGGAGCUCCUCCACGGGGAUGACGCCGACGGCGCCGCCGCCCUCACCGCCGCGCUAGGCUCAGGCCUCGUCGAUCUGGACGGGACGGGGGCGACGGCGGAGGAGAGGCGGAUUCUAAGGGAGGAGCAGGAGGCCCUGCACGCCGACAGCCUCAGGGUGCCUCGCCGGCCCCCGUGGACUCCCCAGAUGACGACCGAGGAGCUCAACAACAACGAGAAGCGGGCCUUCCUGGAGUGGCGGAGGAACCUCGCGAGAUUGCAAGAGAAUGAAGAACUUGUCCUUACACCUUUUGAGAAGAAUAUUGAUAUCUGGAGACAGCUCUGGCGAGUACUUGAACGAAGUGAUUUGCUCGUAAUGGUCGUCGAUUCUCGAAAUCCCUUGUUCUACCGUUGCCCUGAUCUUGAGGAAUACGCACAAGAAAUUGAUGAGCACAAGAGAACACUACUACUCGUAAAUAAGGCUGAUCUUCUACCGCUGAAUGUCAGGCGGAAAUGGGCAGAUUACUUUAAGGAACAUGAUAUCCUCUAUCUAUUCUGGUCUGCUAAAGCCGCUACCGCUGCUUUAGAGGGAAAAAAGUUAAACGGGUACACCGAAGAAUCAGAUACAGAUCUUGACACAAAGAUAUAUGGCCGUGAAGAACUCCUGGUGAGGUUGCAGGGUGAAGCGGAGUACAUUGUGAGCCAAAAGGGAACACCAGUUGCUCGAGAGGACCGUGGAUCAAAUUCUUCCGACUCUGCCUCGGCGCGACCCAAGCAUGUGGUUGUCGGAUUUGUUGGCUAUCCUAAUGUUGGGAAGAGUUCAACUAUCAAUGCUUUGGUAGGUGAGAAGAAGACGGGUGUAACAUCUACACCUGGCAAGACCAAGCAUUUCCAGACAUUGAUAAUCUCAGAAGAGCUCAUGCUCUGCGAUUGUCCUGGUUUGGUCUUCCCUUCAUUCUCAAGCUCAAGGCAUGAGAUGGUUGCUUGUGGUGUCUUGCCAAUUGAUAGAAUGACAAAGCACAGGGGUGCAAUUCAAGUGGUCGCAGAUCGUGUGCCGAGACAUAUCCUAGAACAGGUAUAUAAAAUCACCCUGCCAAAGCCCAAGGCGUAUGAGCAAGCAUCGCGGCCCCCAACUGCUGCUGAGUUGCUGAUGGCGUACUGUCAAUCUCGAGGGCAUAUCAGCCAUGCUGGGCUGCCUGAUGAGACCAGGGCAUCUCGACAGAUACUGAAGGACUACAUCGAUGGAAAGAUUCCACACUUUGAGCUUCCUCCCAGUGAGAUAGACGAUGAAUCUGACCUAGACGAUGCCAGUGACCUAGAAGGCUCAGCCGCUGCAGCAGCUGAUGAAUCAGAUGACUAUGCUUCUGAUGAAGAUGACGAGAAAAUCGAUCAAGGUGAAGCUGAACAAAACAUCAGUCACGCCCUAAGUGACCUUCAAUCUUUCGACCUGAAUGGCCAAGCGUCCAAGAAUUCCACAAAGAAGAAAGAGACGUCCCACAAGCACCACCGGAAGCCCCAGCGGAAGAAGGAUCGCUCGUGGAGGGUUGGAAACGACGGUGCUGAUGGGUCAGGGGUCAUAAGGGUGUUUCAGAAACCUGCCGUUAAUCUUGCUGCCUGUAGCACUGCAUUGUAGGUUAGUGCUGCGGUUUUACUGGCGUGUGUGCCGUUGUCGUUGUCAGACACUUUUUUGUAACAUCCGCCACAGUACAAGUAGAUGGAAAAUGUCGUUGAAACUAUACCUUCUCCCUAAAAAUAUUUAUCCGUUUUGAUUCAGCU